AUGUCACUAUACGUUAAUGAACAACAGGUUAUGAGCCCAGCCUCACAGCAGGUCAAGAUCGCUGAAGGUCUUAUUAUUACGGUAUUGACCCAGGACAAUUACACUGUCUGGGCAAACCAAAUGGAGGCCGCCUUCGAAACUCUGGAUCUAUGGGAAUCUCACAUCAUAGGUGAACUUCCAGAAAAGAUCGAGCGCGACUACAAAUUAAAGGAAUUCAAGGCAAGAGGAAUCUUGCAGGCAACAGUGAGCAGUAAAUUCAAGUUUAUGCUCUGUGACAGUAAUGGAGUACAACUUGACGCCAGGAAAAUCUGGGUCGGACUCAAGAACCAUUAUGUUGACUACUGUGAAAGAUCGCUGACGCGAUCAGAGGAAGCCAUGGCAAAUCUGCAGUACGAUCCCAGGAAGGGAGUCGAGGAACUGUACAACACUAUGACGAGUCUACGUCAUAAGAUUGCAGCGGCAAAUAUAUUUUGGGGUGAGAAAGUGUUUGCAUCAAGGGUGAUGGCAAAACUUGUUUCCAAGAGCAGAGAAUGGCGCUAUUUCGAAGGACAUACAGUGCGAUGGACCGACGAAAUGCUAAGCCCCAACAAAUUCCUGUCGGAACUCAUCGAGGAGGAGAUUAAACUCAUCAACAUGGGUGCACUACCGAGGCACGGUGUAGAUGACACCAUAUACGAGGCGAACUAUGCGUCUAGAAAUCAUAGGAACCUACGGAAAGGUUCAACAUCACAUGGGCCAAAUGCACACGGCGCAAAGCAAGGCAAUUCUAGUCGGGAUGACUAUUUUGCAGCAAACCAUGAGAUGGAUACUUAUUACCUAAUUGCAACAGCUAAUCACGCGUCAGAAGUAUUUAGAAAGCCCACAGACACUGCUGGCUGGCAUAAAAGGCUGGGGCAUAUAAAUGUCGAAUCGAUCAAGAACUUGGCCGACAAAUCGGAAGGUCUUGAUAUUAUACCGGGAAAGACCAAAGAGAGGUCUCAGUGCGGGGCACCAUUAUUUACUCAUAGCUACAAUUUACGCGGUGGUGGUGUUACACCGUCUGUACCUAUUGCGAUAGAUAAUGUGGUAAGUCCAAAAACACCAGAAACUCCAGGAAAUCCAGGAAAUCCAGAUUGUGCAAGUACGCCAAUUGGAGGGGAGUCAGAACCAGGUCGCCGACAAGUACCAAGAGUAGUACCGACUGCAAUGAAUACAGCGAAGAUGACUGUACCAGAUCGCGGGACCGAGGUCACAACAAGCGAUGAACGCAUAACUCAGGAGUUAUUAGGGCGUGGCAUCAGCAGGAAUAAGGCUAUCAAGACAUCGCUAAAUGAGUCGAGUCUAGCCGGUUAUAGGAAACCGAACCAGAAACCGAGAUCGAAAUCUCAAGGUUCGAGGAAAGCAGUUCAGGAACGUCCAGUUGACGUUAUGAACAGGGACAGAGCCACGAUGGCUGCUCCCACAGAAUCGACGGACCCAGACGGUCAGGAUGGGGUCUAG
Batrachochytrium dendrobatidis JAM81 is the source of this 1479-nucleotide messenger RNA. RefSeq lists its product as uncharacterized. The record is from RefSeq and is a predicted model, not a curated record. The transcript has 4 exons. NCBI's taxonomy places the organism in Eukaryota, Fungi, Chytridiomycota, Chytridiomycetes, Rhizophydiales. Bases 1 to 1479 code for a protein of 492 amino acids.